AUGGAGUGCCCCGUCAACCUGGCGGUCAAGCUUCUCCGGUCCGUUCAGGGGACCUUGAGUUGCCGUCGCCUCAUGUCUCUCGUAGCAGAGGCGCUCCUAAAGCUCACACUCUUGCUAAGAAACUCAAACAUCUCGAAGAGACGCAUGAAUCCGGGUAGGCUAUCGUUCCCUUUCCAUGGUGAUGAAAUGGUAGAUUUAGAGAAAUUUGGGUCUGCCUGGAACACAUAUCUCCAGAACCAUGCGAGAAGAAGUGAGAAUGCUUCCCAUAGAAUGUCCGAGCUUGAAAAGGUUAUCGACGAUCAAAAGAAGAGCAUCGUUGAGCAUAGUGAAAGAAUCAAGACACAGGCUUCGGCAGUAGUUUCACUCGAAGCUCGCGCCGCCCAGUUGUUGGAACAGAAUAAUCUACUGGCAAAGGCAAACGACGACCUCCAGGGCCAAGUGGAGCAGAUUGAGCAACAGGAGUUAUACAAACGCUGCAAGUUGCUGUGUGAUGGGACUAUCGAAACUAUCCGAGUGGAGAAAGAGGAGUCUGUAUCACAACAGAGGCAAGCACUGGACCAGGUCGAGAUUGGGAUGCAGAAGGCUGCCAAGGCACGGAGUGCAAUGAAGGGUCUACUAGAGGAGGAAAUCCGGUCAUUCAAGGCACACUGCACAAAGGCUGAUGAGGAGAACUCUUCGUUGAAACGCCAAGUGUCUAGCUUACAUGAGAAGCUCAAGGCCGAGGAAGCAAAAUCAGAGGGCCUGCUUGAUAAAAUGAGGACUGAAUGUUCCACCCAUGACCGACUGCAACUCUUGGAAGCUAAGUCCAAUGAUAUUCUGGAACAGCUUCAUGAAGCUAGUUCGGGGCUAGACCUGAAGGAGCAAGCAUACGCGGGGAUUACAUCAAGGCUUGAUAUGAUUAUUGAAAAGGCCGACACGACUGGGGUGGCUGUUUCCGAGCUCCCAGAAGUCGGGAAGAGUAUCAACCAACUAAGUAGCCUGUUGAUUACCACUGGAGACAGACUGAAAGACGACGUUUCGAAUAUACUCUCAGGUCAAAAUGACAUGUGCACGGCAUCGUUGAGCCUCGAGAGUAGGAUCCGAGACCAACUAACCGCCGUCAAUGAGUUAAUCAGAAAUCAAGACGAACAACUGCGCCUUCAACUUGCCGAGAAAAACAGAAGGUGCGAGGAAUUGGCUGUUCAGGUAGCGGAAAAAGAUAGCAAACUCCAGGUUGCCAAACAGCAAAUUACUGAGGCUACCUCAACUGUCAAAGAAAAGGACCUCCAAGUGCAGGCACUCGAUGUUCAGAUACAGACCUUAGAAGAAGUUGCCAAAGAGAAGUCAGUUCUAGACCGGGACAGCGCGUCCUUGCUCGACCAGCUUGAAAGCAACAGGGCAGAUCAAGCCGAGUGGUAUUCUCGAAUAGAGAAUUCGACUGAGCAAAGAGUUGGCAAGCCUCCUGGCCUCUAG
This is a messenger RNA of Parascedosporium putredinis, 1452 nucleotides long. The record is from the annotation of a GenBank genome assembly. NCBI's taxonomy places the organism in Eukaryota, Fungi, Ascomycota, Sordariomycetes, Microascales, Microascaceae.